This is a messenger RNA of Salarias fasciatus (jewelled blenny), 1965 nucleotides long. RefSeq names its product lipase maturation factor 1 (gene lmf1). Gene Ontology annotation, cellular component: endoplasmic reticulum membrane. The record is from RefSeq and is a predicted model, not a curated record. Gene Ontology annotation, biological process: protein maturation. Bases 11 to 1744 code for a protein of 577 amino acids. The transcript is spliced from 11 exons. Lineage: Eukaryota; Metazoa; Chordata; Actinopteri; Blenniiformes; Blenniidae.
UCCGGGAACGAUGGCGGCCAGCGGAGAGAGCUCGGAGAGCCAGGUGAGGAAGCGCCGUGUGGACAGCGGGAGGACCGAGGCGGACUGUGCACCGAGUGGCGGAAGAAAUGAAGCGGACCCGGGGGAAAAGGGAGAGAAGGGCCGGCGGCUCCCGGAGCCGCGGCUCCGACCCGGAACCUUCUGGUUAACCCGCAUCGUGCUGCUUCGUUCCGUCUCCUUUAUUUACUUUGUGGCGUUCAGCGUUGCAUACAACCAGAACAAGCAGCUGAUCGGCGAGCACGGCCUGAUGCCCUGCAAGAGCUACCUGAACAGCGUCAAACGCUACGUGGGAGGGAAGAUCGGCGUGGCCGCCCUGGCCUACACCCCGUCCGUCCUGUGGUUCCUGAGCUGGAGCGACAUGGACGCCAACCUGGACGGCGUGGCCCUGGCGGGCAUGGCGCUGUCCGGGUUCGUCCUGGUCACCGGGACAGCCAACAUGCUGAUCAUGGCGGCGCUGUGGGUGCUUUACCACUCCCUGGUCAACGUGGGGCAGCUGUGGUAUUCCUUUGGUUGGGAGAGCCAGCUGUUGGAGACGGGCUUCCUGGCCAUCUUCCUGUGUCCGCUGUGGACUCUGUCCCAGUUCCCCCGCCGAUGCCCCCCCUCGGCCAUCUGCAUCUGGACGUUCAGAUGGCUCAUUGUCCGCAUCAUGCUGGGAGCCGGUCUCAUUAAAAUCAGAGGCGACAAAUGCUGGAGAGAUCUGACGUGCAUGGAUUACCACUACGAGACGCAGCCGGUUCCCAACCCCAUCUCGUACUACCUGCACCGCUCGCCGUGGUGGUUCCACCGCUUCGAGACGCUGUCCAACCACUUCAUAGAGCUCAUCGCGCCCUUCUUCACCUUCAUGGGCAGACGGAUGUGUGCGGUCAACGGGGCCAUCCAGAUCCUUUUCCAGGUGGUUUUGAUCAUCAGCGGGAAUCUCAGCUUCCUGAACUGGCUCACCAUCGUUCCCAGCCUGUCCUGUUUCGACGACGCGUCGCUCGGCUUCCUGUUCGGGUCCGGGUCGAGGAGGGCGGUGCUGGAGAUACAGAACGAGGAGAAAUCCGGCCGCAGUGACAAACCCAGCAAAGGUAUGCUGAUCCGCCGGGUGGUGAACAUCUCUCUGGGCGUCCUGAUUGGCUGCCUGAGCGUCCCCGUGGUGAUGAACCUGCUGAGUUCCAGACAGGUGAUGAACACCUCCUUCGACCCGCUGCGCAUCGUCAACACGUACGGGGCUUUCGGAAGCAUCACCAAAGAGCGGACGGAGGUGAUCUUCCAGGGAACGCUGAGCGCGGAUCCCAAAGACCCCGAGGCAGUUUGGGAGGAGUAUCAAUUCCUGUGUAAGCCGGGAGAUGUCUACCGGCGGCCGUGCCUCAUCUCGCCGUACCACUACCGGCUGGACUGGCUCAUGUGGUUCGCUGCCUUCCAGACCUACGAACAGAGCGAGUUUGUGAUCCACAUCGCGGGACGGCUGCUCUCUAACGACAGCACCGUGCUCUCACUGCUCCAGCACAACCCCUUCCAGGGCCGAGAUCCUCCCAGGUGGGUUCGAGGAGAACAUUUCAUCUACAAGUUCAGCCGGCCCGGCAGCGACAGCGCAGCUCAGGGGAAAUGGUGGCUGAGGAAACGCAUUGGGGCGUACUUCCCCGCCGUGGACCUGCAGGGACUCAGAGGAUACUUCCAGUCCAGGAACUGGCCCCACCCACACAUAUCAACAAAGACACAGUGAAGAUAUCAGGUCAGGAGGACGAUCAGAGCUGAUCUGAAGGGAGGUCAGAUUUUAAUGGAAACUGGCUGGACGGCCUCGGGUUUCACUGAGAGCCGCCAGAUGAACUCCAUCACCGAACUAUCAGAGGAUUUCCAAUGAAAUCAUCUGCAGACGUGCAGACGAGUGUAUCUGAUCCGUACAUUAAACAGCUUCUGUCCGUUUGGAUGGGAGCUCCUGUGUUC